Molecule: messenger RNA, 1124 nt
Organism: Canis lupus familiaris (dog)
Lineage: Eukaryota; Metazoa; Chordata; Mammalia; Carnivora; Canidae
Gene: SNRPD3
Product: small nuclear ribonucleoprotein D3 polypeptide
Exons: 4
Coding region: 582-962 (126 amino acids)
Biological process (GO): spliceosomal snRNP assembly; RNA processing
Cellular component (GO): commitment complex; spliceosomal tri-snRNP complex; SMN-Sm protein complex
Molecular function (GO): RNA binding
Source: RefSeq, a predicted model, not a curated record
ACCGCGGGGCUCCAGGAGACCUGGCGCUGCUUCGGCUUCCUUGAGGGCCGGCCCCCGCUUUGCUCUAAGCCUGUUUCUCUAUCCGCACGGUGAGCCAGCUCGCCUUGCUGAGGGCGCCCCUUACCUGGUGGUGCCGGGUUUCAAAGGCUAAAUUGUGAGGGGAGGUCCUGGCCCUCGGCCCCCCUGCCUGCUGCCCCAGAUCCCCGCCUUGUCGUCCAGCCACUCCCUGGUGUGAGGUGUUUGGAAACGCGAGCCCCCCGCCCCCCGUCGCUGGCUUGAGGAUCCGUGUUUCCGGCGGCACCUGGGCCCCGUCCCCAGCUCUCCUUUCCGGGGCCGGAACUAUCGUACCAGAGCCCACGUUUCCCAGCCGGCGGCGUGAGUGGGGAGCAGCUGCAAGACCGCGCUCACCGCGGAGAAAAGGAAGGGGCCGGGCCCCGCGCGCAGCAUCUUGGGAACGCGUGGUAUUGUGGGAGCGCGAGACCCGCCAUUCGCUCGGCUCACACCUUGGCCGUCGCCGGAGUUGCUGCGGCCCGGGGAAGGAAGAGUAGGCCGGAGCUGGUGAGAACUCUUUUCCUGCCAAGAUGUCUAUUGGUGUGCCGAUUAAAGUCCUUCACGAAGCCGAGGGCCACAUCGUGACAUGUGAGACAAACACUGGCGAGGUGUAUCGUGGGAAGCUCAUUGAGGCGGAAGACAACAUGAACUGCCAGAUGUCCAACAUCACAGUCACAUACAGAGAUGGCCGAGUGGCACAGCUGGAGCAGGUGUACAUCCGUGGCAGCAAGAUCCGCUUUCUCAUUUUGCCUGACAUGCUGAAAAAUGCACCCAUGUUAAAGAGCAUGAAAAACAAAAACCAAGGCUCGGGAGCUGGCCGGGGGAAAGCUGCUAUUCUGAAAGCUCAAGUGGCUGCAAGAGGAAGAGGACGUGGAAUGGGGCGUGGAAACAUCUUCCAGAAGCGGAGAUAAAUUUAUCUGUUGAACAGAACUUUGCUGUUAUUUUUCCUUUUAGGUUAUCUAAGGUUCAGAGGGGAUGUGUGCUUAUGUAUAUGUUCUAGCUUUUCUUUUGACAUCUUUCUCUUUAGAUCAGGGGAAAUGUUAAACUAAAUAAAUAUGGUGGUGUUUUUUGUU